CAGGAGGACCAGCGGCGCCGGGGCCUCACAGCUGCGCCGCUCCAGAGGAGGAGCUCCUGAGCCAGGCAGUCGUCAUCCUCUCCUGCGCCUCCUACAGGAACCAGGCGCUGCACGUCUUUGUCCGCCCGGCACUGCUGGCCUUAGCAAUCCACACCACCUCCUCCAAUCAGAAACAGGAGGUCUUCAACAGUUUCAGCUUCUUAAGGAACAUGUUCUCCAAUGAGUUCAUCCUCUGUCCUGGAGCUACAGUGCAGGACUUCGAGGAGGCCUGUUACCUGCUGGUGAAGACCGGAGCUCUGCAGCUUACCCAGCAGGUGGUUCUGGUAACUGAACGAGGACACAGGACUCUGGCCUUCCUCUCCAGUAUGUUGGACCCCUUCCUACAAGGAUACCAG
Etheostoma cragini (Arkansas darter) is the source of this 395-nucleotide messenger RNA. RefSeq names its product dihydroxyacetone phosphate acyltransferase-like. Gene Ontology annotation, cellular component: peroxisomal membrane; mitochondrial membrane. The transcript has 3 exons. Gene Ontology annotation, biological process: ether lipid biosynthetic process. The annotation marks the transcript as partial. Gene Ontology annotation, molecular function: glycerone-phosphate O-acyltransferase activity. The record is from RefSeq and is a predicted model, not a curated record. NCBI's taxonomy places the organism in Eukaryota, Metazoa, Chordata, Actinopteri, Perciformes, Percidae.